CUCAAUUGAUUCAUUUACAAGUAUUAUUAAAGAAGUACCAUAUAUAAUAAGCAAAGAGACACUCUCACUCUCUCUACUCCUCUCUCUCUCUCUCUGAAUCACUAUCUCUUCUGCGAGUUCAAUCACCACAAACUCACAAUCAAAUACAACAGAAACACACUUAAGACCCAUUCAUCUGGAUCUGAACACAUUAUUGAUGGAGGAGAAGUGGAAGCUGUCGAAGAAAGACACAACAGCUUCUUCUUCCUCCUCUAAGUCAAAGUUUUCUAGAAGCUUCUCAACGAGUGCUUCCUCCACAAAGUCUCCAAUAUUCGUAAGGAGUUCCUCUACUAAAUGCUCUGUUCCUUCUUCCUCCUCGUCCUCUUCUUCUUCCUCUUCAAUCUCAAGAAGCUUCUCAAGAAAAGAGAGAAGAUCUUCUUCUUCAUCAUCUUCUUCUAUCACUCAGAAAUAUAGCAGCUUGGCUAAAGAACAGAAGGCAAGGUUUUACAUCAUGAGAAGGUGUGUGGCUAUGCUUGUUUGUUGGCACAAACAUGGAGAUUCUUAAUUAGAUCUUCAUCUUCUUCUGCCCCUUUUUUUUUGUUUCCUUGUAAUUAGAUCAGUUUGAUUAUUAAGGGUUUCCAUACAAGUACAUUGUAAGAAGAGUUUUUGUUUAAAAAAUUAGGGUUUCUAUGCUCAUUUUUUUCAAUUAAAUGACUUGCAUAUGCUACAUAUAUACACAAUCAUAGACAUGUGUGUGUAUGUAUCAUUGAUGCAAUCAUAGGAAUUGUUGAUGUCGUUGUUUAGAUUAUAAAUAUUAAUAGAUGAUACCUUAACUUCUUAAGGAUUAAUUAGUGUAUCAUGAAGUACAGUGUUUUUGUUGAGAUUUACACUGAAUAGUCAUUUUCAAGGUCUCUGGAAAAAGUAGUGAAACAAUUUAAC
Messenger RNA from Arabidopsis thaliana (thale cress), 918 nucleotides. RefSeq names its product ROTUNDIFOLIA like 2 (gene RTFL2). The record is from RefSeq and is marked reviewed. NCBI's taxonomy places the organism in Eukaryota, Viridiplantae, Streptophyta, Magnoliopsida, Brassicales, Brassicaceae. Gene Ontology annotation, cellular component: plasma membrane. The coding region runs from base 197 to 544 and encodes 115 amino acids. The transcript has a single exon. Gene Ontology annotation, biological process: negative regulation of cell population proliferation.